AUUAUUUUUCCGUAUCUAAAAUUAGAAAUUCUUCAAUUCGAUUUUAUCGAUUUGUUUAGAUUUUGUGUUGAUUUCAUGAUUUCAACUUUCGAGAUUAUUCAAAGGAAAAAGUAGUUUUCUACCCUCAUAUUAAUAAUUACCCGAUAAAGUUAUUAAUUAUUUCGUAUAUAUUCAAAGGUGUGAAUAAGAUAAUUUUCGCCUGUCGAGAAAUUCUCUCUUGAAAAUUGAUUAUUAUCGAACAAAGUAUAGUCAGUUGACUUCAUUCACUUUGACACGUGGUCCAUUUAAUUUUUGGACUUUUUAGAGCUUUUUUUAAAGGUUCAAGGUUAUGUUAAAUUUAUAGAUUAGAUGCUAUAUAGACGUAAAAACACCUCUUAUUUGAGAUGUAUUGCAUUGUAUAGUAUAGUUUCUGUUGAAACAAAUUGUGUAUUUGUAUCAGCAGCGAGAAAGUGGGGACUGAUAUAGCAAACAUAUUUUCAGGGCAGUUAUGUUACAAUUUACAAUUAUUUCAGUCUGACGCCCGUCGUCGUUGAACACUGUACGUGUCAUUGCCUAUCUGGCAUUCGAGGUUCAGACUCACAUUUCAUCAUCCUCUAUCAUAUACAAACAGCUGUAGAAAUAUGCCGUCUUACACUCAGGAAGGAUUUGCAACAAAGGCGAUUCAUGCUGGUCAGGAUCCUAAACAAUGGAGUCAUUGCUCAGUAAUUCCUCCUCUUGUUAUGUCGACAACUUUUCAACAGGAUGGUCCAGCACAACAUAGAGGUUUUGAAUACGGCAGAAGUGGAAAUCCGACUCGAAAUGUAUUGGAGUCUUGUCUCGCAGCUGUUGAAAAUGGAAAAUAUGGUCUUGUUUUUUCAUCUGGUCUAGGGGCACUCACUGCCUUAACAGCAAUGUUAGAAACUGGAGAUCAUCUUAUUUGUGGAGACGAUGUUUACGGCGGGACAAAUCGUUUUUUACAGAAAUGCAUAUCGGGGAUAAAAGUUUCAUUUGUCGAUGCUUCCAUUACUCAAAAUGUUCUCAAUGCCCUCAGGCCAAACACCAAGAUGGUUUGGUUGGAGACUCCGACGAAUCCAUUGAUGAAAUUAGCUGAUAUCGAGGCGAUAUCAAAAGGAAUUAAAUCUAUCAGAUCGGACGUAAUUUUAGUUGUUGAUAAUACAUUUUUAACCUGUUACUUCCAGCGACCAUUGGAUCUUGGUGCUGAUAUUGUAAUGUACUCUUUAACAAAAUACAUGAAUGGACAUUCAGAUGUAAUUAUGGGAGCAGCUAUUAUUAAAAGAGAAGAUUUGGAACAAAGAUUACGCUUUAUUCAAAAUGCGAUGGGUAUUGUUCCUUCACCAUUUGAUUGUGCUCAAGUGAAUCGCAGUUUGAAAACUCUAGAAGUAAGAAUGCAGCAACACAUGAAAAAUGGAUUGGCAGUUGCUAAAUUUUUGGAAAACCAUCCUUUCGUGACUAAAGUUAUUCAUCCAUACCUUCCGUCGCAUCCGCAGUAUGAAUUAUCAUUAAGACAAACAACUGGUCACAGUGGAAUGAUCUCAUUUUAUAUUAAAGGUGAUUCCCACAAGUUCUUGAAAUCAUUGAAACUUUUUAUAUUGGCAGAAUCUUUGGGUGGCUUUGAAUCUCUUGCUGAACUACCAUCAAUAAUGACUCAUGCAUCAGUGCCAGAUGAUGAAAGGGAGAAAUUGGGUAUCACUGACCAGCUAAUAAGGCUCUCAAUUGGCCUUGAAACAGAAAAUGAUAUAAUCGCUGAUCUUGAACAAGCACUGAAAGCUUCUCAAUAAUAACUAGAAAAUUCCUUCAAAUUGUAUUAACUGCAGGCAGUAUAUACUACUUUUAUUAAUACUGCGCUUUUAUCUCUUAAAGAACUUUUAAAUUUCUCGAUAGUGAAAAGAAAUGUUUUUAUACCUGAACAAUUACAAAAGAAAAAAUGCAGCCAACAGUUGCUUUUAAUAUUUAAAUUACCUUUUUAAAAAUGCAGUAAAAAAAUAGAAUUUUAACAUAAUUGUAAAUUUGAAUUUAUAUAAAUGAAAUGCAGUAAAAAGAAUGAGUACAACUUUUGAAAGAUGAGAA
Molecule: messenger RNA, 2067 nt
Organism: Leptopilina heterotoma
Lineage: Eukaryota; Metazoa; Arthropoda; Insecta; Hymenoptera; Figitidae
Gene: Cth
Product: cystathionine gamma-lyase
Exons: 8
Coding region: 621-1778 (385 amino acids)
Biological process (GO): transsulfuration
Cellular component (GO): cytoplasm
Molecular function (GO): cystathionine gamma-lyase activity; pyridoxal phosphate binding
Source: RefSeq, a predicted model, not a curated record